UAUCGCUAGAGUAUGCUCCCUUCUGUAGAGUAGGAAUUUUCUUAUUUCGUUCUUAGCUGCGCAAGUAAACCUGCUUUUCGGCUAGCUGCUUUCUAAUAGCCAAACCAUUCCUUAAAGCUUUCCUCUUCUCGUUCUUCUUCCUCUUUCUUUCUCUAGUCCUAUUUCCAUUCUUGAACCAAUGGCAGUCCUGUUCACUGAAUCUUUAAAUCUUCCUCCUGUCUCACCGAUUGGAUUUGAGGGCUAUGAGAAGCGACUUGAGAUUACUUUUUCUGAAGCACCUUUAUUUGUUGAUCCUCAAGGCCGAGGCCUUCGCGCACUAUCUAGGUCACAGAUUGACUCUGUUCUGGAUAAAGCUCAAUGCACCAUUGUUUCAGAGCUUUCAAACAAAGACUUCGAUUCCUAUGUCCUUUCUGAGUCGAGCCUUUUUAUCUAUCCAUACAAAAUAGUCCUUAAGACGUGUGGAACAACGAAGCUGCUCCUGUCUAUCCCUACUAUACUCGAGCUUGCAGCAGGGCUCUCACUCUCUGUCCUCUCCGUGAAAUACUCACGUGGGACUUUUAUAUUCCCUGGUGCCCAACCUGCACCGCAUCGCAGCUUCUUGGAGGAGGUUGCUGUCCUGGAUCACUAUUUUGGUGGCCUUGCGUCUGGAGGGAAUGCUUAUGUUAUUGGUGAUCCAGGAUCGCCCAAUCGUAACUGGCACGUUUAUUAUGCCACCCAGAAGCCUGAACUGCCAAUGGUGACACUGGAGAUGUGCAUGACUGGCCUGGACAACAAGAGGGCAUCCAUUUUCUUUAAGAAUUCUGCAGAAGGCCAUUCUUCCUCCGCAAAGGAGAUGACAAACCUUUCAGGCAUUUCAGACAUCAUCCCUGAGAUGGAGAUCUGCGAUUUCGAGUUUGAUCCAUGUGGUUAUUCAAUGAAUGGCAUUCAUGGCACUGCAUUGUCGACAAUCCAUGUGACCCCAGAAGAAGGGUUCAGCUAUGCCAGCUAUGAGGCCAUGGGAUUCAAUCCUAAUGAAAUUGUGUAUGCAGAUCUUGUCAACAAGGUUCUCCAGUGCUUCGGUCCGCAGGAGUUCUCCCUUGCUGUUACAAUCUUUGGUGGUCGUGGGAAAGCCGGAACCUGGGCAGAAAAGGUGGUUAUGGACGGCUAUGCGCUCAAGGAUUUGGUGGAGCAGGAGCUCCCGGGUGGUGGACUCUUGUUGUACCAGAGUUUUUCUGCUGAAGAAGAGACGGUACCCUCGCCAAGGUCCAUUCUGCAUUGCUGGGAGAAGGGAGAUAUGGAGUAGGAGAGACUGAGAAAGAUGAGAAGGGAACUUUUAGAGAAUGGUUGUUAUCAAUGUCACCAUGAACAUUGCGUAUUCAUUUUGCUUUUGUUUGCCUUUUGUUUUGUUUUUUGUUUUUUUUUUCUUCUUUAAACCUGGUUUUUUAGUGAUGCAGCCGGUCAGUUUAUCAGUGUCUACCUAUGCUGGGACUUUCUACAGCCUUUUUAAUCCCAGAAUCAAGUAUCUGAAUAAAGCUCUAUGUGGCAUGGUGGCAAUGCCUUCGGAGCAAAGUCUUCAAGUUAUUUCCUAUUGUUGGGGUGUUUUAAACUUUUUGUUCCUCAAUAAAAUGAGUUACAAUGUUCAAUCUGUUUAUGAAAUUAUUGUAGUUGUUUUUUUAAUGAGUUGUGACCUUCAGCUGGUGGUUUUUUUUGAUAUCUUGCUGUAGUUUGUGGUGUUCUGAAGAUUAUCUUCUCAUUAGCUA
Dioscorea cayenensis subsp. rotundata (Guinea yam) is the source of this 1739-nucleotide messenger RNA. RefSeq names its product S-adenosylmethionine decarboxylase proenzyme. Gene Ontology annotation, molecular function: adenosylmethionine decarboxylase activity. Gene Ontology annotation, biological process: spermine biosynthetic process; spermidine biosynthetic process. The transcript has a single exon. Gene Ontology annotation, cellular component: cytosol. NCBI's taxonomy places the organism in Eukaryota, Viridiplantae, Streptophyta, Magnoliopsida, Dioscoreales, Dioscoreaceae. The record is from RefSeq and is a predicted model, not a curated record. Bases 179 to 1282 code for a protein of 367 amino acids.